UAAUAUUAAUAAUGUAAAAGUUUAGCGGAGUACGAUCAUUGGUGAAUCUGAGUAAAUUCAGGGCGAGUGAUCAUCACCUCAAAGCCAGCCAUCACCAACCAAACAGACCAGAUUUAAUGACUAAAGUUGACAUCGAUAAAUAUAGAGUUUACAUUAACAUGCAUCCAGAAGCAAGAGAGAGAUUUUUUGCUACUUACACUUGGUUACCCAAAAUCACACCGUAAUUCAAUAUUCAAAUACUUAACUAGUCUAUACAAUUCAACUAUUGCCAAAUACAUUGCAACUUCAUUCUCAAGUGUCUAAGCUGAAGCUGUUUCCGAUGUCUAUUUCCCACCUAAAGUAAGGCAUCUAUUCAAUCCCUUUAGCUUCAUGAGAACGGCAUCAAUAUAUACACCUCAUAUAGAUUCGGAAAAACCUUUAGAUAUGGUAGAUCCUUAGAAAUCGUGGGAGGAAUCUUCUUCUUAACUACUAAAUAUCCAGUCUAUUAUGCUUUGGUUGCCCUAUUUGGCUACACUAUUGGAUUCAAUGUACUUACUAAUUAUAAAUCUAGGCCUUCUUCUAUGAACUCACAAGAAGAACAGUCAUCAGAAUGGAUUUAUUGCCUCAUACACAUCAGAUUGCAGUUCAAAAAGUGGGUGCUUUUGGAUAAGUGAUCACUAAAUUGCAUUAAAUUUCUGAUUUGGAACACGUUGAUUUUUCAGAGCAAGAAACAAAAGGUAAUAUCAAUUGAUACUAUUAUACAGAGAAUUACUUUUGGAAUCUAAAUUACCAUAAAUUGGAUAGAAAUCUAAUCUUCAAAGACAAAUCAACUGGAGAAUUUCUCACUUUUGACAGUGAAGGGUGGUGGGACAGACAAGCCCUAGAGCAUGAAUUGCUUAAUUGAUUAUGAUCAACAAUUCAAUAAAAAAAUAUAUAUCACCA
Molecule: messenger RNA, 921 nt
Organism: Paramecium octaurelia
Lineage: Eukaryota; Ciliophora; Oligohymenophorea; Peniculida; Parameciidae
Source: the annotation of a GenBank genome assembly